CUUCAAUUUAUAUAAUUGAUUAGGUUAUUGCUAAAUUGUCAGUCCUUAUCAAAGAUACUCACUUGGAUGAGCACUUCAGGGUAGUCUACAUUAUUAACAAUAGAUUUGCUGAUUAAGAAUAGGUAGGAAAUGCAAUUAAAUUACUACAUUCUUUAAAAGAAGAUUUAGUAGCUUCCGAAAAUAAGUCUUGUAAAUGAAUGCAUAAUUAGAAAAGGACAAUAAUAAUGGAAUGUUGAAUUCUUUGGAAGAGACUAUCAAAUUGUUGAAUACUGAAAUUCUACUAUAAUUGAAAGCAAACAUCGAAAAUAA
Paramecium octaurelia is the source of this 309-nucleotide messenger RNA. Lineage: Eukaryota; Ciliophora; Oligohymenophorea; Peniculida; Parameciidae. The record is from the annotation of a GenBank genome assembly.